AUGAAUGAUGUGACUUAUGUUCAAUGGAGUCGUUAUACACAACCGGUUCUAAUCCUUUUCGGUACGUUUGGUGCUAUAUUCAACCAAAUCUUAUUUCACCGUCGAAAAUUAUUGCGAACCGCUUCAUGUUCGCUCUAUUUUCGAGUUAUAUCCAUCAAUGAUCUUCUAGUUCUCUACAUUAUCGUUUUCACACAAUGGCUCAAUGAUCAAUUUCAUUUUGAUCUCACAGUUAGAUCUGCGUGGCAUUGUAAAAUUCGAACAUACGCUACUUAUUGUCUCUAUGCUAUCUCCCCGUACUGUAUUGUUUUAGUUUGUAUCGAUCGCUUUUGUCGAACGUCGAAAUAUUCUCGGGUACGAACGAUAGCCACCCUGCGCACAGCGCAUCGACUCAUUUUCGUUAUCAUUUCUUUGAUCUGUUCACUUUAUAUUCACAUUCUUUUCCAGUUUAAUAUUAUCGAAGCUGCGUGUCGACCAUCAAGUUUAUCCUAUUACCGUUUUCUCGGUCAUUUUUUGGUCGUUUUCUAUUGCCUUCUUCCUCCGAUAUUAAUGACUGUGUUUUCCAGUUGGACGUUGAUCUUGCUGAGUAGCCGUCGUCGAAAGCAAAUUAAAAAAUAUCAAAUUAAAACUCAGCCUUUACGUAAACGUCGCUUCUAUCGUGAUUAUCAAUUGAUUAAAGUUCUCGUCCUGUAUGUCUCGACUAAUAUCAUUUGUACGUUACCAUUCUCCUUUCUAAUUCUGUUGGAUGUCUACCAAGCAAAUUUAGUCGAAAACCCAAUGCUCUAUAUCAAAUAUUCAGUUCUGCUGUGUAAUUUAAAUCAUUGUACGAGCUUUUUUAUUUAUACUCUAGGAACGCCAUUGUACCGUCGUGAAUUGAUACGAUUGAUUCAGUCAAUACGGAAACGUUUUCGUAUGUAG
Messenger RNA from Adineta ricciae, 915 nucleotides. The record is from the annotation of a GenBank genome assembly. NCBI's taxonomy places the organism in Eukaryota, Metazoa, Rotifera, Eurotatoria, Adinetida, Adinetidae.